This is a messenger RNA of Micropterus dolomieu (smallmouth bass), 2076 nucleotides long. RefSeq names its product T-box transcription factor TBX3-like. The record is from RefSeq and is a predicted model, not a curated record. Gene Ontology annotation, cellular component: nucleus. Gene Ontology annotation, biological process: positive regulation of DNA-templated transcription; regulation of transcription by RNA polymerase II; cell fate specification. Lineage: Eukaryota; Metazoa; Chordata; Actinopteri; Centrarchiformes; Centrarchidae. The transcript is spliced from 7 exons. Gene Ontology annotation, molecular function: RNA polymerase II cis-regulatory region sequence-specific DNA binding; DNA-binding transcription factor activity, RNA polymerase II-specific. Bases 1 to 1668 code for a protein of 555 amino acids.
AUGCGCAGCUUCUUGGAGCCGUGCGUCCCAGCCGAAGUACCACAGGGCUUUGCAACAAGAGAUGCGGCCCUUCACGGGACUAUCUUGGCCGGACCCUCGCUGUUCUCAGCCCUCUCCUUAUCCUCCCGAAGAUCAUCAGAACCAAGUCUGGAUGCCAGCGCGGACCCGAUGAUUCAAACGUCUUCGAUUUCGUGCAGGCCUCCAGAAAUUCUGGAGGGAGGAGGACUGACAGAGGAUGAGCCGAAAGUUUAUUUGGAAGCCAGCGACCUUUGGAGAGAGUUCCACAAAUGCGGCACUGAAAUGGUCAUUACAAAAUCCGGGAGGCGCAUGUUUCCGCCGCUCAAGGCCAGGUGCACCGGGAUGGACAGAAAAGCCAAAUAUAUUCUUCUGAUGGACAUCGUGGCGGCGGAUGACUGCAGAUAUAAGUUUCAUAACUCCCGGUGGAUGGUGGCGGGGAAGGCGGACCCGGAGAUGCCCAGACGCAUGUACAUCCACCCGGACAGUCCGGCCACGGGCGAGCAGUGGAUGUCCAAAGUUGUCAACUUCCACAAACUGAAACUGACCAACAACAUAUCCGAUAAGCAUGGAUUUACAAUUCUCAACUCGAUGCACAAAUACCAGCCAAGAUUUCACAUAGUUAAGGCAAAUGACAUCCUGAAACUGCCUUACAGCACUUUUAGGACAUAUGUCUUCUCUGAGACAGAUUUCAUCGCAGUAACAGCUUACCAGAAUGAUAAGAUCACACAGCUGAAAAUAGACAACAAUCCUUUCGCAAAGGGAUUUCGAGACACGGGAAACGGAAGAAGAGAAAAGAGGAAACUGCAGCAUUCAUCACAAAAGUCGAAAGAGAUGCGGAUGACUGACAUGAAAUCUGCACCUGUAAAGGAUUCACCUACGCAAUACUCUGAUUAUUGUAAAUCUUCAGAUCCUCAUGAAAGUGACAGUGACAAAGAUGUUAAUGUUGAGGACAGUCCUAGACAAGAGGUGUGCAAAACCAACCAGGAAACUGAAAGUGAACCAAAGGUUUUCAUAACUGGGACACAUAGAGGAAUGGACCCCAGUCAAAUCCAUGUCAUCAGUACAUUAACUGAUGGAGCGGGUUGCUGCCAGCCGCACGACUCCGAGAAGGAACACUUGUGCAAAUUAUGCAGUGGUUCCGUGCAGAGCUGUGUUAAUGCAACGGAAUUACACAGACAUCUGCAGGAUCUGAGCAUCCCCAACAGUCUUCUCCACUCUGCUCAGGUAAACGCCUGGAACAGCUGCGCCACCACGGACAGAGCAGCGCUGUGUGGACUGAGCCUGGCAGCAGCUGUCAGGACACCAGGAGCUCCAGGAUUUCCCAUCAGUCUUCAACAGCACGCGCUGGUACAGGACCUGGUGAGCCUUUCACACUUUGGAGGCUUUCUCUUUUAUCCCUACUCCAGCUUCUCUGCACCAUCAGCCCAGUACUUCAUCCCGCCAGUGCGGUCCAGAGUGGAUUUCAGACCCUAUGUAAGCGUCCACGGCCGGGACUAUGUAACCUCUCCGAUGAUAUCUUCAUCUGUUUCUCCUGUGGGUGGUGGUGGACUGAAGAAUCUCGCCUCUGAUUUGCUAAUGCUACCCAAAACAGACCAGAAAUUGGACGACGCUGAAACUGACUGCAGUCAAGACGAGUCACAAAGGGAAUGAAAAUACUGACUUGAGAGCACUUAUUGCUGCUUAAAAGUAUCCCUGCAUGUCUCGUGGGAAUGACUCCUAACCUAUUACACAAUGAAACUUGCGUGUUGGUAAAGUCUUAUACAUCUGCAUCUUACAUGACUUAAGACUGAAUCCCUGUGGUGCAAAGCACAUUUUACUUCAGCAAAUGUAUCAGUUUAUAAUUAACAUAUAAAGAAGUGAUUUUAUUGGUUAGGUGCUGCUCAGUGGAUUAUAAGGAUUCUGAAUUAAUGGCUCUUACCUUUCAACAAAAAUUCAAAUUAAACAAAUAAAGCAAUACAUAAAGCCAAAAGUAAGUUAUUUGCCAACUAUAGUAUCAUUUACACACACACACAUUUGAAAUGAAUAGCUUAAAACAGUUCAGCUUCUUUGCAUUUAAAG